Messenger RNA from Emys orbicularis (European pond turtle), 2148 nucleotides. RefSeq names its product pseudouridine synthase 7 like (gene PUS7L). Gene Ontology annotation, biological process: pseudouridine synthesis. Gene Ontology annotation, molecular function: pseudouridine synthase activity; RNA binding. The coding region runs from base 55 to 2136 and encodes 693 amino acids. The record is from RefSeq and is a predicted model, not a curated record. The transcript is spliced from 9 exons. Gene Ontology annotation, cellular component: nucleus. Lineage: Eukaryota; Metazoa; Chordata; Testudines; Emydidae.
AAGGCGGAAGGGCCGCGCGCCGGAGGUGUGUGGCCUCAGGGCAGGGCUGGCACCAUGUCGGGUGUGCUGAGCAUGCGGAGCAAUCACACCGGCUUCCAGGGUAGCGUAAAAACCUCUGCCAGUGACUUCAUCGUGACAGAAAUUGAUACCCUCGGGUGGCUGCUUAGUGAGAGCACAGCCGAGACUCUUCGUGCAUUUGGUGACACGCCUGCAGCCCCAAACAGCUGCUGCCCACAGAGCCCCCGCAGGCCCUGGCCAGAGCCUCCGGAGCUGCACAGAGAAGAGGUGCUAGGCCCAUUCGACAACCCCAGUCAUGCUCCAGAAAAUGGCCUGUCGCUAGCCAAAGGCAGCACAGAGCACAUGGCUGGAGCUGCGCCUGAAGGUGGGCGCCAUGAAGCAGGUACAUUGGACUCCUUGUUAGAUGAGUCUGUGAAUGAACUGUUGAAUCAGUUUGCUUGUAACAUAAAAGAUGGGUGGGACUCAGAACAUGAUCCAGCCACUCAUCCUGCUGAGUUCUCACUGGGGCCAGUCCUUGACAAGAGGAAUCGAGCUGAUUUACACAGCGCCAUUAGACAGAAGUUUCCUUUCUUAAUUACUGUUACAAAGAGUAAUGAAAUUAUUGUCAAAGCAAACACUGAUUACAAACAGCUCUGUCAACUAGUGUCUGAGGAGGAAGCAUUUGAUUUUUUUAAAUUUUUAGAUGCAAAACUGGAAAACUCUAAAUUUUCUUUUAAGCCUGAUGGGAAUAAGGAGCACAGAAAGGCAGUCCACCAUUUUGUCAGUCAGAAGUUUGGAAAACUUGUAGAAACAAAGUCUUUUUCUAUGACAGACUUUAAUGGUCAGCAAAAUGUAGCAAUAAUAGUAAGGUUUCGGGAGAAGAGUUGGUCAAGGAAAAGGCCGGCUGCUGAUUGCCAGGAAAAACAAGAUGUUUAUACAGGUUUUACCCUUCGAAAAGAAAAUCUGGAAACACUAGAAGCAAUUAGCUAUUUGUCUUCUGAACUUGGUGUGCUUCCUUCAGACUUCAGUUACACAGGCAUCAAAGACAAAAAGGCCAUCACCUACCAAGCUAUGGUUGUGAAAAAAGUGACUCCUGAGAGGUUGAAAGAAAUUGGAAGCACAAUUGAAAAAAAAGGAAUGAAAGUGUAUAAUAUCCAUUCAGUGUGCCAGCACCUUAGACUCGGUCAGCUGAAGGGGAACCACUUUGAUAUAAUUGUGAGAGAACUAAAACAUCAGAGCAAUGACUCUUCUGCAGAUCUGAAAGAGAGAAUAUCUGAAGCAUUUGAGAAUGUUAAGACAAAUGGUUUUGUAAACUACUAUGGACCUCAGCGAUUUGGGCAUGGUCAGAAUGUUCAGACAGAUCAAAUUGGACUGGCUUUGCUGAAUGAAGAAAUGGUAAAAGCUGUGAAGUUGUUUUUCACACCAGAAGAUACAGAUGAUCCUGUAAACCAGGCAAAGAGAUAUUUUCUUCAAAGCGAUGAUGCAAAGGGAACCUUGGCAAUGUUGCCCGAAUUUAAAGUAAGAGAGAAGAUGUUGCUUCGUGCCUUGAAUCGCUAUGGUGUAAACCAUGAGGGUUGUAUACGAGGAUGGCUCAGCAUUCCUCAUUCCAUGCGUAUAUUCUACGUUCAUGCAUAUUGCAGUAAAAUUUGGAAUGAAGCUGCAUCUUUUAGGUUUAUGACCUAUGGUUCAAAAGUAGUGGAGGGUGAUCUGGUCCUCUCUGAAGAAAAUGUUGAUGAAAAUUCUCUGAAUGACAGAGUUCACAUAGUAACUGCUCCAGAAGAGUCAGCUAACAAAUAUGCAAUACAUCAAGUGGUUCUUCCAAUGGUUGGACACAGUAUCAAGUAUCCCAAUAAUAAAGUUGGGCAGUGGUACCAUGAAAGGCUUGCCAAGGAUGGGCUGCAGACGUGCAGGUUCAGGGUGUCUGCAUUACAGCUGAACACACCUGGAUGCUACAGACACAUUUUGAAAUAUAUCCACAAUCUGUCAUAUCAUUUCUUAGAAGACAAUGAAAAGGGAAUCAAAACGGAAGAAGACAGUCACCUAAAUGUAUCUAAAGCAUCUCUUCUUUUGUCAUUUGACCUUGAUCCUUCAUGUUAUGCAACUGUUUGUCUGAGGGAAAUAAUGAAAUGUGACCUUUAGAAUGUUCAUAAU